Molecule: messenger RNA, 951 nt
Organism: Pisolithus orientalis
Lineage: Eukaryota; Fungi; Basidiomycota; Agaricomycetes; Boletales; Pisolithaceae
Exons: 5
Coding region: 1-951 (316 amino acids)
Source: RefSeq, a predicted model, not a curated record
AUGCCUUCUCAGUCAUUAACAGCUGCUUUGCUUGCUCUCACAUCAGCAGGACUGCCUUGGGGUGUGCCAUCUUGGCAGGCAAUCAUUCAGAUUCCUGGGGAGCCAUGGUCAACAGUCAACAAUGCUCCCGAAGAUUCCCCCUCACUCUAUGUGCCCGAGUGGAUGAACCAAGUUGCUGCACAGGUCAAGGCAUAUGUGACUAUGGUGUUGGGCAUGCCUGUCAGGGCCCAGGACUGCUACAUGGCCAAGCAUGUGCUAGACAAAGAUUCAGCAGCAUGCACUGCAUGGGCUGCCUUCAUCAGCAAGAGGUCCUCUCAAUGGGGUGUCAACAAGAUUAUUGAUGAGGUCCUUGAGACUGCUGGCAGAGCUCCCAAUCAAAUGCUGCAUGAUUUGGGCACAAAGAGUAUCUACAAUUGCAUGACCCCACUUGCCCAGAAACUGUUUGGGGAUGAUGCAUAUGGGGUCACAUGCAAUGUACAUUUGAUGGAUACACUCUACAAUGUGGUAAUGGAAAACUGGAAAGCAUUCAGUGUUGAGGGGACUACCCACACCACCAGUGCUAUCAGAUUGUUCAUUAAGGAUUUGUGCAAAUUAUUGAAACUCUAUGUCCAAUAUGAUGACCAGGAAUGGCGCACUUGGGUGGAACAAUAUAUGGCAGACAUAGUCAAAAUGUUGAGAGUCAUUUGCAAGGAACUAGGCAGCAAGGAUUCAGACAAACUUGCCAAAAAUCUAAGAGAUAUCUUACUCAGUCUCACAAACAAACAUGACAUCCAGGCCAUCACCCAAGCACUGCUGGUCUCAAUUGAAGAUCUUGAUAGUGCUGAAUCUGUUGAGCCCAUGGAACUCGAUCUAGAUGCCCCAAUUGAGCCAGAUUGGAAGGAAGGGGUCAAGGCAUUGUCCAAAUUUUCUGAUGAGCAAUUGUGGCAGAAACUCAGAAUCCCUGAUCAGUGA